Messenger RNA from Pungitius pungitius (ninespine stickleback), 2250 nucleotides. RefSeq names its product prolyl-tRNA synthetase 2, mitochondrial (gene pars2). The transcript is spliced from 4 exons. NCBI's taxonomy places the organism in Eukaryota, Metazoa, Chordata, Actinopteri, Perciformes, Gasterosteidae. The coding region runs from base 157 to 1605 and encodes 482 amino acids. The record is from RefSeq and is a predicted model, not a curated record. Gene Ontology annotation, molecular function: ATP binding; proline-tRNA ligase activity. Gene Ontology annotation, biological process: prolyl-tRNA aminoacylation. Gene Ontology annotation, cellular component: mitochondrion; cytoplasm.
GUGGCGGCGCGGCGACCCCCCCGGACAGGGGACGUGAGCUGAUGAGGACACCGCGGUGCAGGUUGUCCACUUCAUUUGAAAUGUCCCUAUUUGCUCAUCUUCUCAAAUAAUCUACUCGGAACAGCCAGACAGCCGAACCCGGGGUCCGGAUCUACCAUGGAGCUCGCCAAUCUCAUUCGGCAGCGGGUCUUCCAGCGACUCUGUAGAGCCCAAGUGCUUCCCAGGAGCAACCAUUCGGGAUGCGCCCAGCAUGCCACUGGUCCGGCCGUCCCCAAUUCCAAACGCAUCCGACCCACGCUUCUGGUGUCCCGCUUGUACCAGCCCUCAAACCUGCGUGAUGUCGGCCAGGACGUUCGGCUGCAAGGAGAGGUGACUUGUAAGAGCCAAAGGCUCAUGCAGCAGGCCGGGCUCAUCCAUCCGUCUAGUCCUGGGUGUUACUACUACCUUCCUGGCAUUGUGCGCUCCAUGGAGAAGCUGGUGAGAUUAAUUGACCAAGAGAUGCAAGGAAUCGGUGGGCAGAAGCUGGACAUGCCCAGUUUAUGCUCCGCAGACCUCUGGAAGACCAGCGAGCGCUGGGACUUGAUGGGAAAGGAGCUGUUCCGUCUGAAGGACCGCCAUGGAGCCGAUUACUGCUUGGGUCCCACACAUGAGGAGGCAGUGACGACUCUGGUCGCUCACCAGACGACUCUCUCCUACCGACAACUCCCUCUGCUUCUCUAUCAGAUCACCCGUAAAUUCAGAGAUGAACCCAAGCCAAAGUUGGGUCUGCUUCGGGGGAGAGAGUUCUACAUGAAAGACAUGUACUCGUACGAUGUGAGUGAAGAAGCAGCUUAUGAGACCUAUGACUCUGUGCGCCAGGCGUACAACAGACUCUUUGCCCGGCUGGGUCUGCGGUGCGUUCAGGUGCAGGCGGACACGGGCAACAUUGGUGGUAAACUCUCCCACGAGUUCCAGCUGCCGGCAGAGAUAGGUGAGGACCGGCUUCUGGUCUGUGGAAGCUGCUCCUUCUCUGCUAAUGUGGAGACCAUGUCAUCAGACAGCACUGACUGUCCGCAGUGCAAAACUGGUACACUGGUGGAGUCAAAGGGUAUAGAGGUCGGCCACACCUUUUACCUGGGUAAGAAGUACUCUCAUAUAUUCAAUGCCACCUUCAGCAAUGCACAAAACAAGCCUAGUGUUGCAGAGAUGGGCUGCUUUGGUCUUGGGGUAACGCGUAUUCUCGCAGCAGCCAUUGAGGUUUUGUCAACAGAAGAGGGCAUUCGCUGGCCAGGCCUUCUUGCCCCUUACCAGGUGUGUGUUUUACCCCCAAAGAAAGGCAGUAAGGUGGAUGACGCGUCAGUACUGGCUACGGAUCUGGUUCACACUUUGGGGGAGACCGUGCCUCAUUUGAGAGGUGAAGUUGUUCUUGAUGACCGCACACAGAUGACCAUUGGAAAGAGGCUGAAGGAUGCCAACAGACUCGGUUACCCAUAUGUCAUUGUAGUGGGACAGGGAGCUCUGGAGGAAACACCCAGAUUUGAAGUGAUUUGUCAGCAGACAGGUGAGACAAUGCUUCUCAGUGAAGAUGGGCUGUUAGAUCUUUUGGGAAGAGUGGAAACUGUAUGAAUAAAAACAAUGAAUGUGGAAAUUAAUGUUUUGUUUAAUCUUAAUGUGUUCAAAGACAUAUGUGGGGGAAUUUUAUAAUUUUAAUUUUCUUUUAUCCAAAGCGACUUACAAUAAUAAUUUCAACCUUUACAAGAGACACAAACUCAGAAGAACAAGAAACAAGUGCAAGUGCAAUUUUAUCAAAUUAGCUGAUUUACAACUUGUUACAGAUAAGAGCCAUUAUAAGUACAGUUUAUUUUUGUAGUGUUUUUAGUCGAGGUUUAGUCUGAAGAGGUGUGCCUUUAGUUUGCGGCAGAAGAUGUUCGGGCUCUCUGUGGUCCUGAUUUCCAUCGAUAACAUACAACUGACCAGUUUGUGUAAAUCAAUGGUAGCAUUUUGUAAAUAAUGUAAAACAAGUCAGGGAAAACUUGUAAAAUAAAAUGACCAUUUCCAGCGGUGAAAGAAGAACUUUCUUUCUGUAAGCAAAAUACCGCAUUAUGCAGAUAUUGUAAAUACUUCAUUACAGGUGAAAAUGUGGAAUGUCAGAGAUAAGGGUGUGCAGGCUAUGCACGUGUGGAAGAGGAAUGUGUAAUUUAUUUGUUCCGAAGAAAGCAACAUUUUAUACAUACAGUACUAUACUAAAUAGAACAAACUUACUACAAUAUG